Molecule: messenger RNA, 1026 nt
Organism: Diatraea saccharalis (sugarcane borer)
Lineage: Eukaryota; Metazoa; Arthropoda; Insecta; Lepidoptera; Crambidae
Source: the annotation of a GenBank genome assembly
AUGGAUUCGCCAUGGUGGAUUAUUUGUUUAGUUUUCGGAAACCUUGUUCUUGUCCGAGCCCAACUUCCUAUGUACCCAGGAUCUGCUGUUCCACCACCAUGCCCUAUCAUAGUGCCUAACAACUGCAACGGGAACGGCUUGAAUUCGAUUAUGCCUAUUCUUCUACUGCUCCUGCUCAGUGACGGUUUUGGCGGGAAUGGCCUGGGCGGCGGUUGCGGCGGCGGUUGCGGCGGUGGUUGCGGCGGCGGUUGCGGCGGCGGUUGCGGCGGCGGUUGCGGAGGCGGUUGCGGAUACGGCGGCAACGGAUGCGAUUACUGCGGCGGAUAUAACCCACCUUACCCAAUUCCUUAUUCAGCUAACAGCCCCUGUUUUAGAUGUCAAUCUUCUUUUGCUGCCAGUUCAGUAGCCGUAUCAGAAACGGUUAACCAGCCAACAUUACAAAACAGAUUCACCAUACCGGCGGUGAUAAAGCCCGUGAUCACCUACGACACCAGCAAUUUAGUGACACCAAUACCAAAAGUACCUAGUUACAACAUACCUCCUUUACAACAACCACUAACCUCACCAUAUCCAGUACAGGUAGUUUACGACAACGCUUCCGGUGGUAGCAACAACAAUAUCUUAAAUCUUAUAAUUCUAUUAAGUCUCCUCAAGAAUAAUGGUAAAGGCAGCAGCUGCUGCGGUGGUUGUGGCAAUGGUGGUUGCGGAGGUAGCAGUUGCGGCGGCUGCUACAGAGGUAGAUAUAACAACUACGAAAACCCUUACGGAAAUUACCCUUACGGAAACUACGAAAAUGUUUACUGCGACAACGGAUACUAUUCUCGAGAUAUCGAGAACCUAAAUGCGCCAAUUGAAAUCAUCGUGAACGGUGAUGGUUACAUAGAGGAGCCGGUGUUGCCUAACCCGUCUUAUUCGAAUCCAUAUCCAUUAAUCAAGGCCAGUCCAGGAAAAAGUGCCAAUGAAAUCAUCGUCACUAUAACGACAAAUUACCCUUGCAAUGACAAUGCAAUGGUAAACGAAUACUAG